Messenger RNA from Pyrgilauda ruficollis (rufous-necked snowfinch), 1215 nucleotides. It is a transcript of the gene DRC10, whose product is annotated as IQ motif containing D. Gene Ontology annotation, molecular function: protein binding. Lineage: Eukaryota; Metazoa; Chordata; Aves; Passeriformes; Passeridae. The record is from RefSeq and is a predicted model, not a curated record.
AUGGCAACAGGGGAUCCAGCUGCAUUCCAAGCAUCCUCAAAGCAAAGAACCUUGGUGAAGGGCAUGGCAACUCCAAGGAAGGUAGGGAUCCCAUUAAGUGUCAUGAAGUUGUUAGAUCCACGCCAGCUAAAGCCCGAUAGCACGGAGACAGAAAGAAUCCUAACUGUCUUGGAUGAGACCGUUGUCAAGCUGGAGAUCACCAGGUUGAUCCCACGGAUUACUGGCUCUCUGGACAGGUAUGCUGGGAUGCUGGGACCUGAGAUCACAAGCAGCCUUUUGGAGCAUCAGAAGCUUUCAAUGGAAAUACAGCGCCUGCUCACCAGCCCUGGAGAUGUGAAGAGCAUGAGAGCUGCAGUGCAACGCCUGAAAUGUACCCUGAGAAACAUCCUGAGGCUCUUCCUGGCCAACCCCUUGCUUUACCAUGGGCUGAAAUACGAAGUUCGGGUGAGAGAGUCACCAGCUGAUGUGUUUAUCAAAGCCUUCAUGGAGUUCCGGGAUUUCAUGCUUGAGAGGCUCCUGACCACUCCUGAUGAGGAGAAGGAAAUGAUUGAAUUCAUGAAUGACAUUUCCCUCCAGGUUGAGAAAAACACAGAAAUUAUCUCAGCUCUACAGGGAGAGCUGGCAGGAGUCAUCCAGACUCGAGAUGAAGAGGUUAGCAGGAAGGACAAAACAAUUGAAAACCUCAAAACUAGCAUGGAAGAUCUGGCAAAGAACUGCAAGGCUGACAUCCGGCUGAUCAUGGAGGAAGGGGAAAAGCAGCAAAAAGAGGAUAAGGAAGCCUCCCAGGAGAGGUGUGCCAGGCUGAAGCAGGACAUUCAGCGCCUGGGAACACAGUUCAAUGCACUGGUGCUGGAGCAUCGAGCCUCAGAGCUGGUUCUCAGGAAGCCUUUUUGUAGAGCUGAGCUGCUGACCAGCUGUCCCUGAUCCCUACUGUCCUGCCAGACCACAUAUGAGGAGGUCCAGGCUGUCUACAACGAGGAGAAGGUACAGCUGUCCCUGCUGAUGGAGAAACACGCCAUGCUGCUCCAGGAGUACACCCAGAUUGAGGAGGAGCACAAGAUACUCAAGGAGAAGGAGGAGGAAGCUGCACAGGAAGAGGCCAGGAGGAACAAUGCUGCCACCUGCAUCCAGGCCUUCUGGAAAGGCUACUUGGUGCGGUCCAUCUACAAGUCAAAACUGAAGAAGGGAAAGGGCAAGGGCAAAGGCAAGAAAUAA